AUGAACACAUUACCUGUCGGAGACGCGUUCGAGACGGAGUUCGGGGGUUUCUCUGUUCCCCUGGAACACUCGUUUGAAGUCGAUGAUACAGCCAAGUUCCAGGUGCGCGGAGCGCUGGUGCUGAAGUCUGGCAGGGAGCCCGGCGUCUCACUAACUCAGAGUCAGCUGUCGGAGGAGGACAGAAGCAAACUGAAGGAAGUGGCAGCAGUUGACGGUCUUUACAAGAUCAGAGUGCCUCGUGUUUUUCUGCAAGCGGACAGACAGACGGAGUGGCAGUUGGACGGUUACCUCACAGCGUUUGUCAGAGCUUGUGCCAUGGUGGAGUCCCACCUGAGUGACGUGAUCACGCUCCACACAGACGUCUCCGGCUACCUCAUCGCCGUCUCCAUAGUAACGUUACCUGGAGCCUGCCGGGGCACUGAGGUGGAGGAUGAAGUUGAUCUGGAGGUUUUCAACACCACGCUGAGCAUCAUGGCUCCUGUCAAUGCCCCUGGACCUGAGACCGCUUUGUUCAUUGAACGAAUGGAACAAGAAACUGAGAAGAAAGGGAAGAAUCCACAAGAGCAGAAGUCAUUCUUUGCUAAAUAUUGGUAUUUGAUUCUUGGAGGUGCAAUCUUCCUCAUGGUCAGCAAUUCGGCACAACCCCCAGCAGGGGGAGGCAGAGAGCAGAGCUGAUUCCCACUGAAUGGAUGUACAUCGUGCCUCUCGUUCUCUUCCUGAUGAUGUCCGGCGCUCAGGACCAAUCAGGAGGCGGCGCUGGAGGCGGAGGCGGCAACGGCGGUGGCCGAUGAGCAAGAUGCCAACACCUGAUCUCUGAACA
Molecule: messenger RNA, 820 nt
Organism: Cololabis saira (Pacific saury)
Lineage: Eukaryota; Metazoa; Chordata; Actinopteri; Beloniformes; Belonidae
Gene: emc10
Product: ER membrane protein complex subunit 10
Exons: 8
Coding region: 1-675 (224 amino acids)
Cellular component (GO): EMC complex
Source: RefSeq, a predicted model, not a curated record